AUGUCUACGCUCGCAACAGCUGACUUGUCUUCGGACGAGGAAGAUGUCGACUUUGUUCCCGCGGCUCCCAAGACCAAGCGUCCUCGCAAGACAAAGGGCAAGACAAAGAAGGCUAAAAGCCCGGGAUCCGCUUCCGAUAGCUCUUCAUGCUCGUCCAGCGACGGGGAAUCUGGCGAUGAGGAAGAAGGAGAUGAAGAAGAACGGAUAGCGAAGAAAGCAAAGCUCGAAGAGAAGGAGAAGGAUGAAGCUGAAGAGAGGCGGCGGAAGGCGAGAGAAGAGUUUGAAAAGAUGAAGGCUGAAGCGGCGGGACCGGCAGAGGUUAGGCAGGCGGAGGAGGAGAUGGUGGGGAUCAAGCGGCCGAGGUGGUUUGCUGGGGAGACUAUCUUAGAGACUGUCAAAUUACGGGCAUCUGAUCCAGAAGCUAUAGCCUACUUUGAAAAACUUCAGAAUGGAGACGAGAAACCGGUUCUUCCUGCUGAAGAGUCUGUAACAAAACCCGAGACCCCUCUCGCAGAGACUUCUGCAUCUCCCGUCCCUCCCGCCCCCCAAGCCCCCAAACCGAAAGGCCCUCCUCGGCGCAAGCGUCAAACACUCGAGCAGAUGUCUGCUGCAUUGGACAAGGGCAAGAAAAUGACUACUCUUGAAAAGUCUCAAAUGGACUGGAAGAGUCACACGUCGUCAAGUACGAAAAUGGAGGAUGAACUCGCUGCCAACCGACGGAGCGGUGGAUACCUUGCCAACCGCGAUUUCCUGGACCGCGUCGGGGAGAGGAAGUCGGAGACGUAUGAUCAGCAGGGGACCCGGAAGAGAUAA
Messenger RNA from Cryptococcus wingfieldii CBS 7118, 813 nucleotides. RefSeq lists its product as hypothetical. The record is from RefSeq and is a predicted model, not a curated record. The coding region runs from base 1 to 813 and encodes 270 amino acids. The transcript is spliced from 3 exons. NCBI's taxonomy places the organism in Eukaryota, Fungi, Basidiomycota, Tremellomycetes, Tremellales, Cryptococcaceae.